UCUCCGUUUGAAUACGCGGCAGCGCAGCGGCGCCGGAGUCGGAUUGCGUCGGAUGUUUUUUCUGCUUAUUCGACACCGAUGAGACGCGCAGGCUCGGCUCGGCGCCUAAUUAACGCUGCCGCCGUAGGUAAUGCAGAACAUCUAGGAAGUGGUGGUCUCCUGGGUUUUUUUCCGUCGCUCCCUCCUCCCGGCGACACGCCGGUGGCACCGCAUGAGCACAGGCUGGCAACCCCGCUGUUCCCGACCGGUAACAUGGACCUGCAUAUACUGGACCACAGGCUGCGGGUCACGAGCAUAGCCAAGAACGGGCUGGUGAAUUUUACACACCCGCUGAUUAAACUGAUAUUCCUCCGGAACAGGACGCGAUGCAAAUUUCUCAGUCUAACUGAAACACCUGAGAAUUACACCGUCGUCCUUGAUGAAGAAGGAUUCAAAGAGCUCCAGUCCUCAGAGCACCUCCAAGUGGAGAGCUCAGUCUGGCUGCCACUCAACGUGGUCUCCAACGGCAACGCCUCUAGCAGCUCCCAGGCGGUAGGCGUGACCAAGAUCGCCAAGUCUGUCAUCGCUCCGUUGGCCCAGCAGCACGUGUCCGUCUUCAUGCUCUCCACCUAUCAGACGGACUUUAUCCUGGUGAGAGAGAAAGACCUGUCGAUAGUCAUCACAACCCUGGAGGAGGAGUUUAACAUCUACCGAGAGGUCGAAGGGGAGUCUGUCCCCCUACAGAGUCAGGAUGUGCACAACGGCCUUCAGAAGAACGGCAAAGAAGCCAUGCAGCCUACAGUUCAUCCGGUUCUGAUCCCCCAGAACCAGUUCUGUGUCAUGUCCCUCGACCCAGACACGCUGCCGUCCAUCGCAACCACCCUUAUAGAUGUACUCUUCUAUUCCAACAGCCCGCAGGGGGAGGCACAGUCGACCCCGAGCCAGGGCCUGGACUGCAUCAAGUUCUUCUCCUUCUCCCUCAUCGACGGCUACAUCUCCUUGGUGAUGGACACUGAGGCUCAGAGACAAUUUCCUGCUGAUCUCCUCUUCACCUCCUCCUCUGGGGAGCUGUGGAGGAUGGUGCGCAUCGGAGGACAACCUCUCGGCUUUGAUGAGUGUGGCAUCGUUGCCCAGAUAUCUCAGCCACUAGCAGACAGCGACAUCUCUGCUUACUACAUCAGCACUUUCAGCUUUGACCACGCACUGGUCCCUGAGGAGGAUAUCGUGAGUGUGACUGAUAUGCUCCAUCAUCAGAGGAAAGAGCCAGCAGCGAGUGGUGUCUCCCAUCCCAGUCAGAUGUUCCUGGUCCCGAUUGCGACCCCUCCUCCACUGCAGUAGCCUGGGGGAAGAGGAGGUUAACCGUGCCUAGACUAGGCUGCAUUGCCAGCAGUAUUAACUACUAUGAACUCCUUGCCAUGACUACCCGAAGCGCUUCUCUGGGGGGGGGGGGCGCUUAGGCCUCUUGUCUUACCUAACGGGCAAAUGCGCUUACUUUUUGGCGGGCCUGUCAUCAUCACACUCAUGCACCAUCAGAUGUAAAACACACCGGCACACACACACACAAAAGCAGAUAUGUACAACUCUGUUUUUUCCUCCUCCCCCUUUUUUUUCUCCCUUUUUCUCAGAUAAGUACACACACACACAUUCACAAGCACAAAAGCAGAUGUGUGCACAUUUGUAGGUCUCUAGUUUUUUCUCUGCCUCCCCAUCUUUCCCUUCUCUCUCUCUCUCCCUCUCUCAUUUGAACACACAUGCAGAGAAACACAAAUGCAGAAACACUCCCAACUGUCAGAUCUCUGGUCUGAAGUGGGUCGCUCCUGUAAACAUUACUUGGCCGUUCACAACAGUACACAAUGAAUAAUCAUGAAUCACUCUUGCUGUGAACACACAACCGAGUCUUCCAGUGGUGUUAGUAUUGUAAUGUCAAGUGUCCGAACGGCCCAUUUGUGUCUUGAGGUCAUUGCCAAGAACUGAGUUUUUGUUUUUUUUUUCUUCCCUUUAUUUUGUGAAAACUCAGUAAAGAGUGAGGUUGAGGCCUGUUUAAGUGGUCAUCUGGUGUUGACUUUUGGCAAAGGGAAAGUCUAAGCUAUUAUUUAUCCUUACCAGGGAUAAGACUCAGUUUCUGUUGAGGAAGAAUGUGCAGUUUUUGUCGUAUUAGAAAUAAAGACCAUGUCACAUUCUGUCAGUCAUGGCAGCGAUGCUGGUCAGUGGAAUUUUACAGCGGCACAAGUAUUUUUCUGUCUUUCAAAGGGUCAACAUUUCUUAACCUUUUAACACUAUACCCUUAGGUCAGCACGAUGUCUUACGUCUAGUUAUUUGCACUCCAAGACUUAAGUAGCUACUAUCAUUUAUAUAAGUUUUCUUUGGUACAGUAACAUUUUGUAAAAUUUGAAGUUAAACCAGUAUUUGGUAAAAUGUUAUUUUGUGCUGCCUCGUGGAAUAAAGAGAAUUGAA
Lampris incognitus (smalleye Pacific opah) is the source of this 2433-nucleotide messenger RNA. It is a transcript of the gene castor1, whose product is annotated as cytosolic arginine sensor for mTORC1 subunit 1. The transcript is spliced from 9 exons. The record is from RefSeq and is a predicted model, not a curated record. Bases 79 to 1317 code for a protein of 412 amino acids. Gene Ontology annotation, molecular function: arginine binding. Gene Ontology annotation, biological process: cellular response to L-arginine; negative regulation of TORC1 signaling. Lineage: Eukaryota; Metazoa; Chordata; Actinopteri; Lampriformes; Lampridae. Gene Ontology annotation, cellular component: cytosol.